This is a messenger RNA of Exaiptasia diaphana, 921 nucleotides long. RefSeq names its product hydroxylysine kinase. The annotation marks the transcript as partial. The transcript has a single exon. Gene Ontology annotation, molecular function: amino acid kinase activity. NCBI's taxonomy places the organism in Eukaryota, Metazoa, Cnidaria, Anthozoa, Actiniaria, Aiptasiidae. The record is from RefSeq and is a predicted model, not a curated record.
AUGGAAACAAGAUAUUCCAGCAUCAAAAUUGAAACGAAGCAAGCCGAAGCAAUUGCUAAGGAACGCUACGGGAUUGAGGGAACGGCAGUAUUCAUGCCGGGAGAAUUGGAUUUUAACUUCAAGAUUCAAACAGAGAAUGAGGCGUAUCUCUUGAAAGUCGGUCGUCCUGAACUCGAAAUGGAUUAUGUGGAGUUUCAAACCGCGCUACUUCGCCAUGCAGAAGCUGGUUUAGGCGAGGCCUCUCCUAAGACAUUUACAGACGUAGAUGGAAAUCACAUUUCGAAGAUUACCGAUGAACACGGUGAAGAGCGUAUCGUUCGUUUACUCUCCUGGAUCGAUGGUCGACUUUGGUCAUCGGUGAAUCCAAUUUCAGGAAGAUUGUUGACCAAUCUUGGUAAAAAAGCGGGAGAACUCACUAAAACCCUGGAUUCAUUCGAUCACCCUUAUGCCGGACGCUACCUUGAGUGGGAUAUUGCCAAUGCUCUAUGGUGUAAGGAGAAGCUGGAAUUAUUUGAAGGGGAGGAGAAGAGAAUUCUUACAGAGUUUUUGGAGCGUUUCGAGAAAAUUCAGGGACCGUAUCAACUAUUGAGAAAGAGUGUUGUUCACAGCGAUGUAAAUGACAACAAUAUUGUGGUUUCCGAAGACUUGGCGAAUCCAACCGUGCAAUCGAUUAUUGAUUUUGGAGAUGCCGUUCGAACGCAAACAAUCAACGAUGUCGCGAUAGCAUUGGCCUACGCAAUGAUGCAUCAACACGAUCCUUUAGAAGCGGCCACAGCCUUUGUGAAAGGAUAUUCGUCAGCAAUUCAACUGCGCGAAGAUGAGCUGGAGAUGCUACACACAUUAACUGCGAUGCGUUUAACCAUCACGGUGACGAAAGCAGCGAUGAAUAAGAUUGCAGAACCUGAGAACGAAUACCAUCAG